Molecule: messenger RNA, 1605 nt
Organism: Bathycoccus prasinos
Lineage: Eukaryota; Viridiplantae; Chlorophyta; Mamiellophyceae; Mamiellales; Bathycoccaceae
Exons: 1
Coding region: 1-1605 (534 amino acids)
Biological process (GO): pentose-phosphate shunt, oxidative branch; glucose metabolic process
Molecular function (GO): glucose-6-phosphate dehydrogenase activity; NADP binding
Source: RefSeq, a predicted model, not a curated record
AUGGCGGCAGCAGAAGGAGGAUCAUCAGCGAGAGACCAACAAAAUACGAAGAAAUCGUCGGCGAAAGAAACCGGCGUGGACGUGUGGCCGUCCGGUGAAGCGCACGAUCACAUGACGUUUUGCGUUUUUGGCGCCUCUGGUGAUCUCGCGAAGAAGAAAAUCUACCCUUCGCUUCUCGCGUUAUUUUACGAAGGGAGACUGCCAAAGUCGUUUUCGGUGUUCGGGUACGCGCGAUCGAAAAUGACCUCGGAGGAGUUUCGCGAGAGAAUACGAAUGAGUUUAGGAUGCAGAAUAGACGCGAAAGAGAACUGCGAUGAAUUUAUGGAGGAGUUUUUGAAGCGGUGCGAGUACGUGCACGGGAACUAUGACGAAGGCGCGGAUUUCGAAAAGUUAGAUCAAGAGAUGUUGAAGACGGAAGAGGGGAAGAAAGCGAUGAGAGUGUUUUAUUUAUCCAUUCCGCCGUCGAUUUUUGUACCGGUGGCGCAAAUGAGUUCCAGAUACGUGCAAUCGAAAACCGGGGAAACGAGAGUGAUCGUGGAGAAGCCGUUUGGGAGAGAUUUGGAAAGUUCGAGAGCUUUGACGAAAGCUUUAGCCGCGGAGUUGAGCGAAAAGCAAACGUACAGAAUCGAUCACUACCUAGGGAAGGAGUUGAUUGAAAACUUGACCGUUUUGAGGUUUUCGAACAUUAUGUUUCAACCGUUGUGGAAUAGAAAUUACAUUCGCAACGUGCAGAUUAAUUUUUCGGAGAAUUUUGGUACCGAAGGCAGGGGCGGCUAUUUCGAUAACUACGGCAUCAUUCGAGAUAUCAUGCAAAACCACUUGUUACAGAUUAUGGCGUUGUUUGCGAUGGAAGAACCGGCAUCGUUGGACGCGGAGGAUAUUCGCGACGAAAAAGUUAAAGUAAUUCGAUCGAUUCGGGAUAUCGAUAUCGACAACGUCGUUCUGGGACAAUACAAAGGGAAAACGAGCGGCUCGAACGUGUUUCCUGCGUAUUUGGACGACGAAACCGUUCCGAAAGGUUCCAAUUGUGCCACGUUCGCGGCGAUCGCAUUAUUCAUCGAUAACGCGAGAUGGGACGGCGUCCCGUUUUUGAUGAAAGCGGGAAAAGCUUUACACAAGAGAGGGUGCGAAAUUCGAAUCCAGUUUCGACACGCGCCGGGGAACAUUUACGCCGAUAAGAAAUCGAAACCAAUCUCGAGAGGCGGCGGAGGCACCGCGGGAGACUCUUCCAACGCGCAGUGCAACGAAUUGGUCAUUCGUAUUCAACCAGAUGAGGCUAUUUACUUGAAAAUUAACAACAAAGUUCCAGGUUUAGGGCACAAAAUGGACCGAUCGAUUUUAGAUUUGACGUACAAAUCGAAAUACUCCGUCGGCGAGUUACCGGACGCUUACGAACGUCUCAUCUUGGAUGUCAUUCACGGCGAUAAGAGAUUGUUCAUCCGUAACGACGAGUUAGAAGCCGCGUGGAAAUUGUUCACACCGUUGCUUGAAACCAUCGAAUCCGAAAAUAUCCCGCCAGAGUUGUACCCGUACGGUUCCAGAGGUCCGAUCGGCGCGCACUAUUUGGCCAGUCGCUGGAACGUUCGAUGGGGCGAUACCAACUAA